Molecule: messenger RNA, 732 nt
Organism: Morchella importuna
Lineage: Eukaryota; Fungi; Ascomycota; Pezizomycetes; Pezizales; Morchellaceae
Exons: 1
Coding region: 1-732 (243 amino acids)
Biological process (GO): methylation
Cellular component (GO): eRF1 methyltransferase complex
Molecular function (GO): S-adenosylmethionine-dependent methyltransferase activity; protein methyltransferase activity; nucleic acid binding
Source: RefSeq, a predicted model, not a curated record
AUGCCACUUCUCCCAACACCCGAUACUUCUCACGUCGAUUAUGAUCAAAUUUACGAGCCCAGUGAAGAUUCUUACUUGUUGUUAGACACACUAAGCAGUGACUCUGAAAUCUCAUUUCUCAAAGAGCGCUUUCCCACCCAAAAUGCAGUACCUAUUGUUCUCGAAGUUGGCACGGGCUCAGGUGUAGUGCUUAGUUUUCUCACGACAAAUUCAUCGACAAUCUUUGGACAUGACUCGGUCCUUACUUUAGGAAUUGACGUCUCGACCCCUGCAAAUAAAGCCACGAAUGAGACUAUCUCUAGGAACAAGCCGCGGGGACACUACCUCGAUUCUCUGACUGCGAACCUUGUGUCGCCCUUAAGAGAUGGGACCGUGGACAUGCUUGUUUUUAACCCCCCAUAUGUGCCAACAUCUGAGCUGCCAAUUCUUCCGGGCGAGGAGGAUGCAGAGGGAGGGCGUAAGCUGGACUUGCUAGAGCUGACUUACGCCGGGGGACCUGAUGGGAUGCUCACAACGGACCGACUUUUGGACUCUUUGGAAAAGGUACUGAGCAAGGAUCGCGGAGUAGCGUAUAUUCUGCUAUGUGCACAGAAUAAACCGGAAGCUGUUGCUGAGCGGUUGAGAUCUGGGAGAUACGGAGAGGAAGGCAUAAGAUGGCAGGUUGAAAAGGUUGGGAGCUCUGGGAAGAAGGGAGGAUGGGAAGUUUUGGGGAUUUGGAGGAUUUGGAGAUAA